Molecule: messenger RNA, 7604 nt
Organism: Lacerta agilis (Sand lizard)
Lineage: Eukaryota; Metazoa; Chordata; Lepidosauria; Squamata; Lacertidae
Gene: SLC6A6
Product: solute carrier family 6 member 6
Exons: 17
Coding region: 273-2285 (670 amino acids)
Biological process (GO): taurine transmembrane transport; sodium ion transmembrane transport; neurotransmitter transport
Cellular component (GO): plasma membrane
Molecular function (GO): taurine:sodium symporter activity
Source: RefSeq, a predicted model, not a curated record
GAGGCCGAGCUGGUGUUUUUCCACUCAGCAGGAUGGGUGAUGCUCGGCGCUCGCUCAUUAGACAACAGACACGAGAGGUCAGGAAGAAAGCGCUUAUAAAUUACCGUUUCCUCCCUCGCAGCCCUGUUAGUCCGCCUUGGCACUCUCCCCGGGACACACGGGACAGACCCACAGGCAGCUAAGGCGCUGGACAGAUACCUGGUCAGAGGGGUGCCGCUGCUACAGGAAGAGAAAAUCCAUUCUGGAGAGACUCUUCUUCAUUGCCUCACCCUAUGGAGGAACCAGCACUGCCCAUCCACAUUGAGGAGGGGACAGAAGUUCCAACGGAAAGCAAAAACAUGGCAACGAAGGAAAAACUGCAGUGUCUGAAAGAUUUCCACAAGGACAUUCUCAAACCUUCCCCUGGCAAGAGCCCUGGGACACGUCCUGAGGAUGAGGCAGAGGGGAAGCCACCACAGCGUGAAAAGUGGGCCAGCAAGAUUGACUUUCUGUUGUCUGUGGCUGGAGGAUUUAUUGGAUUAGGCAAUGUUUGGCGAUUUCCGUAUCUCUGCUACAAAAAUGGCGGAGGUGCAUUUCUCAUACCUUAUUUCAUUUUUCUGUUUGGGGGAGGUCUUCCUGUGUUUUUCCUGGAGGUGGCACUAGGACAGUAUACCUCCGAAGGAGGAAUUACAUGCUGGGAAAAGAUCUGCCCUAUCUUCACUGGAAUAGGUUAUGCUUCCAUAGUGAUCGUGUCGCUUUUGAAUGUGUAUUACAUCAUCAUCCUGGCUUGGGGACUGUACUAUCUAUUCCACUCUUUUACGAGUAAGCUGCCUUGGGCUUUCUGCGACCAAGAGUGGAACACAAAAAACUGCAUAGAAGACACUCUCAGGAAGAACAAAACCCUCUGGUUGUCACUGAAUACCACUAACUUCACUUCUCCUGUGACAGAGUUUUGGGAGCACAACGUAUUGAGCUUGUCUUCAGGAAUUGAUGAGCCUGGUGUUGUCAAGUGGGACCUGGCACUAUGUCUCCUCCUUGUCUGGGUGAUAUGUUUCUUUUGCAUUUGGAAAGGUGUAAAGUCCACUGGGAAAGUUGUGUACGUAACAGCAACAUUCCCAUUCAUCAUGCUUUUUGUACUGUUAAUCCGUGGUGUCACUUUACCUGGAGCUGCACAGGGCAUCAAGUUUUAUCUUUACCCUGACAUCACUCGGCUAACAGAUCCACAGGUCUGGAUAGAUGCCGGGACGCAAAUCUUCUUCUCCUAUGCAAUCUGCUUAGGUGCAAUGACUUCCUUGGGGAGCUACAAUAAAUACAAAUACAACUGCUAUAGGGACUGUUUGCUGCUGGGAUGCCUGAACAGUGGUACCAGUUUUGUGUCUGGCUUCGCAAUUUUUUCCGUCCUGGGCUUCAUGGCACAAGAGCAAGGGGUGGACAUUGCUGAUGUGGCAGAGUCAGGUCCAGGCCUGGCCUUUAUUGCCUAUCCGAAAGCUGUGUCCAUGAUGCCACUCCCAACUUUUUGGGCUAUUCUUUUUUUUAUUAUGCUUCUGUUGCUUGGCCUGGACAGCCAGUUUGUUGAAGUUGAAGGACAGAUCACGUCAUUAGUUGAUCUGUACCCAUCCUUCCUAAGGAAGGGUUACCGACGGGAAACUUUCAUCGCUAUAAUAUGUUUCGUCAGCUAUCUUCUGGGACUAUCUAUGGUGACUGAAGGUGGCAUGUAUGUGUUUCAACUCUUUGACUACUAUGCAGCUAGUGGUGUAUGCCUUUUGUGGGUUGCAUUCUUUGAAUGCAUUGCUGUAGCCUGGGUUUAUGGCGCUGAUAAUUUUUACGAUGCCAUUGAAGAUAUGAUUGGUUACAGGCCCGGUCCCUGGAUGAAGUGGAGCUGGAUUUUAAUCACACCAGUUCUCUGUGUGGGGUGCUUUAUCUUUUCUCUGGUCAAGUAUACACCACUGACCUACAACAAGGUGUACAUAUAUCCUCAGUGGGCCAUUGGCCUGGGGUGGAUUCUUGCCCUCUCUUCUAUGGUCUGCAUCCCACUUGUAAUGCUCAUCCGUAUUCUACAGUCCGAUGGCUCUCUCAUUGAGAGGGUGAAGGCAGUGGCUGCCCCUCGUGAGAUUACUCGGUGGGAGAAAGAAACAGAGAGCGCUGCCCCCUUCUGCCCUCCUGGAAUGGCCAAUGGAGAACUGAUCAAGCCAACUCAUAUCAUCGUGGAGACAAUGAUUUCACAGAAAGGAGUGUUGGGCCUGUAUCAUUCAAAGCAGCGUAGUAGCAUAUCGAUCACCACUGUAAAACCUGAAAUGGACACCUAGACCCACUGCUGAGGAAGCUACUGCAGCACAGGACUGUUCAGGACAUGCAGCUGAGUGUGAGAGAGAGAAAGAAAGAAGGAGAUGCAAGAGGCAGACUUAGAUCCUGAUCCUGAUAGGCAUUUAAGUAGUCAUCAUUUGUAUCGUAUGGAGAUGAGGAAGCACAAGAAGAUAAAGUGAGCUACAAAGGCAUUUUAGUUUGGAUGAGGCAUGAAAUGUCUGAACAAGAUUUUUCAUCAAUGAACUAAGCAUACAGAACUUUCCCACUUACCUCAGGAAUAAGGAUUUGUUUCUGGAAAUCUCACCCCAGUUUUGACCAAGCCCUGGUUCUUAUGGAUGGUGUUGGAUAAAGGCUCUUAGACCCUCCCAUAUGGGCAUUGAUCUUGAGGGAGGUGGCGAGCCCUUUUAAGUGAGUAUUCGCACUAAACGCAAUAUGGGCAGGAUUGUAAGCCAGAAAUGGCAGCAAAGCCUUUACCUGAGUACCUGUAGCCAGUUUAGUCUGUCAGUGACAGAUACUGUAGUUUAAACUGGAACCUAGCCAGUAUUUAAAAACAUUCCUAAUUAGAUUUUUUAAAAGAAAACCUAAGAAAAUGUCUAUGUGUGUCCCAUGCUCUCAUUGGCCACAUCAUUGGUUUUACAAAUGUUUGCUAAGUCAUGUCAGGUUUUAUAUGAAAUGGAAACAACAACUUUAAAUAAAAAAGGACCAAAGCACAGUUAUUUCAAGUUUCUUGUAUAGCUGACUUUUUUUUUAAGGUAAGAGUCUCAGAUUUAUUUUUAUGCGAGGGAACUGAACUUUGAGUACACACAGGUGGUCAGGGUCAGGGCAUUUAUUUUCCAGUGACCAUCCAACUGGAAGAGCCUUAAGCCAAACACUUCCAUAAUAUGCGAUGACAUGAUAGCAUCGUUCUCAAAUCCUGGCCCCUACCAGCUGAAAAGCUUAACCUGGAGGGCCAAGGCAGCCAAGGGAAAGCUGACCUCUCUCAUCCAAGUCUCAAUGCUAUCCAAAGUAGGACUCCAGUUUAAUAAGCACAGGUCAGACUUGUAUUGUCUCUUUUCAUGCUAUUGGGAAGCAGUGAGCAGUUAGGCCAGAAGCAGAUCUUAACUGAAUUCCCUUGACUUUCCCUGGUACACAUUGACCUAAAUACGGUGCAGUGUGUAUUUUGAUAAGCAAGUAAAUAAAUGAGUUCAGGCUUUCCAAAGCAGCUGAUGAUCCCAUUGCAAAUAUAAUCAACCAGGGGAUACUCUAAGCACAUAUUGUGGGAGGAUGAAUUUCCAGAACAAAACCAGAAAGAAUCAGUCCUGCGCCUUUCAGAGUUCCAGCUAGGGAAGACAAGUACCCAGUCCAUUUUGAGGUUAAGCUGUGCCAUUUGAAUCAGUAGCUUCCAUGUUGAGGGUGAAAGGGUUUUAUAGGCAUAUACACAGUGACCUUAAAAAGUUAUGCUAGCUAGUUAGUGUAAUUGGGGGCAGGUGGGGGUGAGCAAAGCCUCAAUCAAGUUUAACACAGUCUGUCACCCCUAGGUUUUCUGUUCCAAUGAGCACAUUUUCACACCGCUAAAUCUCUGAAUAAUCGAAUGUGGUAAAUCUGAAUGUCAACAGUAGAUUCUGCCAAAUUAAAGGGCAUGGGGUGGGAGUGGGGACAGGGUUAGGGGGACAUUGUAAACAACUGUUUGUAUUUUCUACUUAUUUAUGAUUGAAAAAAAGAAAGACUGGUUUUUUUCUAAUUUACUUUGUAGAACUUUGUGGCCUAUUUUAUCUGUUAUUUUGUAACUAAGAAGUUAAAUAUUCAGUAUUGUGACUAACUGUUGGUGAACUGGUUUGGAUUCAGGGAGAUGGGGAAGGGAGGGUGGAAUCGCAUACAUGUUUGUUCACAUAAGUGAUUGCAUUUCAAAAAAAAAAAAAAGUGGGGAGAGAAUGGGAGCAUACCUUGAAUGCUUUGUGGGUUUGGAAAAGGGACAUGUUCUUGAAACAGUGUUCUUGAUUUGGAUGAAUUCCAGAAAUGUCCAGUUACAGAUCACUGGGAUUUUCAAGACACCUGCAGCCAGCAGUUGUAGAUCUGGUUCUGACCAAAGCAGUUUCCAGAGUUGUCUGGUAACUUUUGUUUAAGAGAAGGACACAUCUUCCAAACUUUCAGCAUUAAUUCAUCAUUAGUCACGAUCUCGUUGAGAGGUAUCAGUUAAUAACAAUAUAACCAGAAGUACACAUUUACAAAAUAUUUAUACAUACUGUAAAUUUUAAAAAAAAUAUGAAGUUAAUUCUCAUUAUUUACACUUUGCUUCAAAAUUAUGUAUGUGGUUGUGGUCAGAUUGAAUCCGCAAGGCAGAAUAAGCAUCAGAAUCAGAGCAUGGAUGUUUUGAGCAACCAAAAACCUGGGUGUUUUGUUAUUUAAGCAGCAACAGCUGGGCUGGGCAGCUGCUGAGGCAGGCCUAGGGAGGCAGAGGGAAGAGGAAUGACUGCAGGAUAGGUGAGCAGUCAAGGCUGAUGGAAGGAAACUUGCGGCUAAUUUGUGCAACGAGAAGGUAUGUGCUGCUAUGGCAACAGAAAUUACUGUGGUUUGCUUUAAGCCUUAAAGAGUAAUGUAAUUUUUCAUUUUUAGUGUGACCUUAACCCAUGUUUACUUGAAGGUUAAGCACCAUCAUGUGCAAUGGGGCAUGCUUCUGAGUAAUAUACAUAGCAGGUCUCCACUUCCAAAUGCCACCAGGAAACAAUUUCAAAGAGGCAAGAAGUGUUUCAGGGCUGUAUCCAGUUGUACCUCUCCUGACUGGCAAUAGGCUGCUUUGUCUAGUGGUGGCUUCCAUGGUGGAAAGCGAGAGGUUGUUUUUUGCAAGUCCCCUCUUACUCCUGCAUUGCUCCAUACUACCAAAGGGCUCCCCAAAUCUCUGGAUCAGAUUUAGGGGACUGCAUUGGGAACGGAGAAUCAGGAGCAAUUGCCUGUUCUCCCUGCUUUUCCUCCUGUUUCUGUCUGUGUAAACCUUCAGUGGAUCAAAGAGACUUCCAUCUACAGAGGGACACCAUUGGGUACAACCCUCAGCCAUUAUUGCCUCUCUGUCCAUCAGCCAGUAGGACACUAUACAGUUGUAAGCUUUGCACAGCUUUCUUUGCUUGAGAGGACCUGAACUCAAAGCAUUUAGUUAAAAAAAAACAACCUUUCCUCUGUAGCAUUUUUUAGAAGUCUGUAGUUGCUGGCCUGUUACAAACUGAAGGUGAUUUCCAUGCUGUAUUGAGUAAAUCAUAUUGACUGGUGAAACUGCUGAACAGAAGCUCAAAUAUGAUUUUAAAGGAACAAUUACACCUCCACUGAGGCAAAACUGUUCUUCAUUAUUUUUCUUUUAAUAGUGAUCAGUGCAGAAUAAAAACUUGGUUCUUUCCUGUAUGGGAAAAGGUAGUGAUGUUCUGAACUACCUUGCCAUGUUUGAUUUUUUUUUUUUUUGCAAGAACUGUACACUAAAGGAAAAGAUUGUUUAUCAUAUGGAAUAUGAACCCAAACUUGGAUGCUAUCUGUUUUGGACUGGAGGCGGGUUGGAACCCAAAUCCAGGUUGAAAUCCAGGAGCACAACCCAGCUUUCUGCACACAAUUGACCAAAUGAUCAGACGCCAAUCUCUGAACUGUACCACUUUUGUCCAGAGCUAAAUCUCAGCCAUGGUUAGAAUUCAAAACCUCCUUCCAAUAUAUGAUUAAAUAGUAUUGAAAAUGGACAAGGAGAGCUUGGAAAUCAUCCAGAUGCAACCUCUGCAGUUUCAAAUUGGUUUGCUUAAAUUUAGUGUGGGAGUCCUAAUUGUGCUAAACGCUUGGCAGGAAGAAUGUAAUUUUAGACCACAUGUUGUUUUCCUAGUUCCUUCUGGAAAGGAGCUGUGUAUUCCACCUGUCUCUAUCUAAAUCUCUAAAAGUAUGUGCUGACAGCCUAGUCUGCAAUUCAGUUAAGCCAAAGUAUUUUGAUUUAAGCCAAUUCUGCCUCGUUGUCUUCUAUGGUACUAAAUCCAUAGAAGUCCCAGUCCUACAGCAUGAACAAGUUGUGGAUUAGGCUGUUGGUUGCCUGUUAGUACUUUAUGGAAGGCUAGAGGGGCAGGCAAAAAUGAUAAGAUGUGCAUUCCUUUGUCAGGAAAUAAAACGUCGUAGCUUAUUUUUAAACAAUAGCCUUAGGAAUUCCACUGACAGCACUAAUACUAGCUAUGGAACUAGAUCUGAAAAUUCCCAUGAUAAGUUCAGUUUAAUUGUUUUUUUGGGGGGGAAGAGAAGUAAAAUGUGCUAAAAGAAAACUAACCCCUUAUUUCCUUUUCUUAAAACACAAAAAGUAGAUAUUUUCAAGUUCUGCAAUCCACUUAACUGGUAUCUACUUAGUAGCCGGCUGGCUCAAAGAUGAACUCAGACACCCAGCCUGCUCUUCAAAAUGUUCAAGGGAGCUCAUUUUCCUAUAAAUAUUUUUAGGAUUGCAGCUGGAAUAUUGUUAAGUCAGGUUUGGGUCCCGAAGGAGUUUUCUAGCUCAGAUGUGUUUGCUGAGCCCUAUGCAUUCAGCAAGCAAGUUGGCCUAAGGCUGGAAGCCAACCCCUUCCUAUGGGCAGCCAGGCAACUGAGUUGAAAAACUCUCUGGAAGGACAGGGUAACAGAUGAACUGCCAAAUGGCUAGCAGUCAGCUGCGGAAGGGCAAUGCUUGUCUGUCUGUGUGUAUGUAUGUGAAUGUGCGACUUAUUUUAAGGAAGGACAAGGUUAGAUGGCAGGAACCAAAGGACAGUCUGAGGCUGUUCACAAAUGUCUCUUCCCACCUCCCCUCGAAGCAGUCAGUGCAGUGCUCUGAUACAUUCACUGUUGUAAUAGAACAUUGUUUGUGGUGUUGCUGUAUUGUGCUGUAGUGGUUUUGAAAGGAAUGCAUCUCCAGGGGGCUCUACAGUUAUAAAAAUAAGACUUGACGGCCUCUUUAGUCUACUGAAAACAGUGGUGAGCAUUUUGGAAUUAUUAUUUGAAUUCACACUUGUGACUACCAUCUGUCAGGAGUAGCCACGUGGAUUGGAGAGGACACCAGACUCUCCUCCUUUUAAAAAUAAUUUUUCAGAAUAAUUUUUUAAGAAGACAUUUUAAACCUGUUGUCGUUUGUCAUUCUUAUUGUUCCAGAAAGGAAUAUUUGUAUAGGAAUAAGAAUUUGGAGUGUACUUCAACCCAGAAAAAAAUAGGUUUUAUUUGUGUAUUCUGUAAAUGUUUGUAUUUUGCAGUUUUAUCUGUUUUGCUUUUUAGAUAAAGAAAAUGUAUAUUGAUAUUUUAAAAGUCAUUUUUGCUUUUUUAGAUGAGUUUGUAAUCAUCACAAACAGAAAAAUAAAAAAGCCUUUCCUUUA